AUGGGUCUCACCAAGCAGGUUUGGUACAACUGGUACACGGGGCUCGUGGCAGCGGGGUGCAUGAUUCUAUUGGGAUAUGACUCGAGUGUCUUCAACUCUGUGCAGGCUUCAGAGAAUUGGAAAUCGGCCAUGGGCAAUCCCGACCCUUACAUGGUUGGGCUCGUCAACACGGUCUAUACUGUUGGCGGGAUCGUCACGGGAUGGUUCUUUGCCGGUCCUACGUCUGACUACUUUGGCCGUCGAUUUGGCAUGGGCCUCGGUUGCAUGAUCACUGUGGUUGCCACCUUUUUGCAGACAUUCCCACCGGUGAAAGGGACCCUCGCUUGCUUUAUGGUUGGCCGUGUCUUCAUUGGCGUGGGAACUGCCUUUGCUACGACUUCGGGUCCCGUCUACAUCGGUGAGGUUACCGCGCCAGAGAUCCGAGGCAAAGUCAUGUCCUUCUGGCAAAUGUUCUUCUCGGUCGGAUCUUUUAUCGCCUACUGGAUCAACUUUGCCUGUGCCAGGAACCGCACGAGUCUUGGUCACUGGGACUGGAAGAUGGUCGUCAUAUUUCAGCUUAUGAUGCCGGUCAUAAUCUGCGCCCAACUCCCGUUCCUUCCCGAGUCCCCGCGCUGGCUCAUCGCCAAGAGAAAUGACUACGAAGGUGCAAAGGCUGCACUGAUGAGAGUGCGGUCGACCGAGGAGGAAGUCGACGCUGAGAUCCUCAGCAUUCGCGAGGCCAUUGCCUUCGAGCACGAGACGGCUCCCCGGAAGCGCGAAGCUUACCUGGCCCUCAUCAAAGACAAGGCCAUCCGCAAGCGUGUUAUUCUUGCUUUCAUAAUCAACGUCGGACAGCAACUUACCGGCCAGGGCACCCUCAACUCGUACUCGUCGACGAUUUAUCAGAAGGUGUUCAACAACGUCGACACCAUCAACUUGAUCAAUGCCCUCAAUGGCACGCUAAGCAUCAUGUUUACGCUCAAUGCAACCUGGACUGUUGAUCGGUUUGGGCGAAAGUGGCUCUUCAUGGUUGGCGCCGCUGGCAUGGCCAUCUGCACCAUGCUCAUCGGCGUCGUCGGCUUGACAACGCCCGAUGUGAACGGCACCAAAACAUACGGUGUUGGUAUCGGAAUCGCCACGCUUGCCUUCGCGUUUGCCUUCUUUUUCAAGCCGUCCUGGGGCGCGGUAGUGUGGAUCUACACGGCUGAGAUCUUCCCAAUGCAUGUUCGCGCCCAGGGCACAGGCAUGUCGGUCCAGAUGCAAGGCGUGGCCAACACCAUCUUCCAGCAGUUCUUCCCCAUUUUCUUCAAGAAUGAAGGCCUUAAAGUCUUUUUCUUUUUCAUGACCACCAACGUCCUCCUUAUCUUGUUCACCUACUUUUGCCUCCCUGAGACCAAGAACGUUACCCUGGAGCAAAUGGACGUCUUGUUUGGCGACGUCGACCAUGUCGCCAAGGGCGCGGGCUUUAUUGACGAGCCCACCGCUCCCGUGCCACUCGGUGACAAGCCCGAGGCUGUCGCACUCGAGACCGUCCCCAAGAAGGAAUCGGUUUGA
This is a messenger RNA of Chaetomium globosum CBS 148.51, 1533 nucleotides long. RefSeq lists its product as uncharacterized. The transcript has 7 exons. Gene Ontology annotation, cellular component: membrane. Bases 1 to 1533 code for a protein of 510 amino acids. Gene Ontology annotation, molecular function: carbohydrate:proton symporter activity. Gene Ontology annotation, biological process: transmembrane transport; carbohydrate transport. The record is from RefSeq and is a predicted model, not a curated record. NCBI's taxonomy places the organism in Eukaryota, Fungi, Ascomycota, Sordariomycetes, Sordariales, Chaetomiaceae.